GCACUGCAGCGCGAUACGCAGCAGGAACAGAGCCUGUUCAGACAGGUGUUGCUGGAGGGGAUGGGGAACGGGAGAGAGGGGGCACUGAGAGGGGGCACUGAGCACUUUUUAUUGGGGCAUCACUCAGCAGAAGCUGGGAAAUGGCAGUUGCCCUGGGUAGGGAGCUGAAGGGCUGCUCUGAAGGGCACCAUCCAUCUCAAGAGCCUAGUGGUCUCAAUGUGGAGUCCCCAGGGACUCCAGCACAGCACGCAAGUGUGCUGGACGGCGAGGCCCUCCCUCCGCAUUCACCCUCACAGCCCGGCUGCCUGCCUGCCACGCACCGGCAGGGAAGAGCCCUGCCCAAAGGCCCCGGGAGCUCUUCUCGAGCAGGACAUAAUGGGACAUGGCCAACUUCUGCCCACAGGCUGCACCGGCACCCAGGGACAAAGGAACAGGAUGGAGGCCAGGUUCCUCGACACGAAUAUGAAGCACCCCAAGGAGGGACAGCGGCUGCAGCUGGAGUGCCUGAAUUACGACAGGAACAGACCCAUCUUCUGGAUCCGCCUGGACAAGGCUGGGAGCCUUCACUUCCUCAUCUCCAGUACCCAUUCUUAUUCCACCAACUUGCAGGAGGGUGAGAAAACACCUACAAACUUUGAAGCAUCAUGGAGAGGCAACUCCUAUCGGCUGGUGGUGAAGAACUUCAGGGCACAGGACCAGGGAAUCUAUUACUGUGUCAACUACAGCAACCAGGUGCUGCACUUCAGCUCUGGACAACACAUCUACUUCACAGUCACUACAGCAACAGCAGCACCCACCACACCCGCUGCCACCGCACACAGCAGCCAGGUAACCAGCAAGGACAUCUCCUGGCACAACCCAUAUCCAGGUAACCCAGCUGCAGGGAGGCAGGGGCUCUGCCUGCACUGCUGCUUUGCUCUCAACAGCCUGAAUUAAGGCGUGUGCUGACUGAUGUGGGCAGAGAAAAAGUCUUUGAAUCUGUAUCAGAGAGCUGCCCAUGAGGGGAUGAAACUAACUACAUUUUGCACUGAGCUCACCAGGAAAGAGGUGCAGUGACCAUCCACAGAGAUAUUUGACUUCUCUGAGUGAGGCACUAAAGGACGUGGGAUAUUAAUGGGACUCAGAAGGACAGGAUGAUGGUUGGCCUUGGAGAUCUUGAAGGGCUUUUCCAAACCAAAUUAUUCCAUGAUUCCAUUAUCCAAGCUAUCUUUCCUCCUACUUGCAGUGAUCUAAAAGUCACAGGCAUGCCAAAUGAUGGGUCACACCAAAACAAGGGAUUGCAUUUUCAGCUAACACGGGUUUUAGCCUCAGCAGGGGAUACAAGAAGUCUUCUGGCUACAUGUCCUCCCUCAGCACCCCAGCACAAUGCAGACAGCCGCAGCCCACGGCUGGGGAUGUCACCUUCAGACAUGCCUGGUCACCACCUCUCUCUCUGUGCCCUAAGGAAGCCCUCUCCUCACCUACACCUACCACCAGCCUUGCUCAAAGCCACACGGCUCCCUUUCCUGCAGGACCUCCCGAUGGCUCUGCCACAAUUGGACCUAACCCCAGCUGGGAGCUCGGCCUUUCCUCUUUCUCCUCUCUCUCUCCUUUCUUCCAGCAGGAACAAGCAUUGAAAACAGACUGUAUUCUAUCUGUGAAGUUUUCCUCUGGGUUCGAGUGGCUGGCACCUGCCUCCUGCUCCUCACUGCCAUAACCAUCACCAUCGCGCUCUGCCAAAGGACCAAGCUCACCGUAAGCAAGCAGUGCUGCGUGGCUGCUCAGCAGAAGCCACACAGGCGUCCUCCUCAAGCACCGCACUGACACCAGCAGCAACACAGACAGCUGCCCUGAUGCAGCGCGGCCAUUUGCCUGCUCCUCCUCUGCCUGCCCACCAGCACUGCACACCUCCCGCCGCCUGACAUGUGCUCCUGCCCCACAGCGCUGUUACACACCCACACCGCCUGGACAGCGCUGAC
Numida meleagris (helmeted guineafowl) is the source of this 1958-nucleotide messenger RNA. RefSeq lists its product as uncharacterized. The transcript is spliced from 3 exons. Lineage: Eukaryota; Metazoa; Chordata; Aves; Galliformes; Numididae. The coding region runs from base 217 to 936 and encodes 239 amino acids. The record is from RefSeq and is a predicted model, not a curated record.